This is a messenger RNA of Chaetomium fimeti, 2983 nucleotides long. Its product is annotated as nucleoside phosphatase family-domain-containing protein. NCBI's taxonomy places the organism in Eukaryota, Fungi, Ascomycota, Sordariomycetes, Sordariales, Chaetomiaceae. Gene Ontology annotation, molecular function: GDP phosphatase activity; UDP phosphatase activity. The transcript has a single exon. Gene Ontology annotation, cellular component: Golgi apparatus. Gene Ontology annotation, biological process: UDP catabolic process. Bases 351 to 2498 code for a protein of 715 amino acids. The record is from RefSeq and is a predicted model, not a curated record.
AAUUCGACUCAGCCGCUUGGGCUGUGUACCUUCGUUUAACGACAAUUCCUCGAAACCACUCUCGUUACCUCAACACCAUGCGCUUUGCCGAGUUGUAGUUACCGUUUUCAAAUUAGGUUGAAACUUUGUUUUCCCUUCGUAUCCGCUCGUUUGGGUCUCGACCCCCUUGGCGCUCAACACCCUCGUCGAGUUUCGUAUGGAUUCGAUGUUUGCGCGCACCGCGAGACUGCCAUAAUCACCCAACGGUCAACAAUUAUCCGUACGAAAGUCGAGUGUGGUCAGCGUUGCCCACGUUUACCCACCCGAGUCCCAACUCGAGCUCCCGACGCGCGCCCUCGCAACAUCCUCCCAUGGGUAAGAAGUGGCGAUGGGGCGUCAUCCUAGACGCCGGCUCGUCUGGAACUCGGCUACACAUUUACAAAUGGAAGGAUCCGAAGAAGUCGCUCAAAGGCGCGUCGCAGGAGGAGUUGCGCAAUCUACCAAAGCUUGUGACAGAGAAGAAGUGGACCAAGAAGAUCAGACCCGGUGUCUCGACGUUCGGUGACAAUGUGGAGGAUGUCGGACCAGAGCACCUACAGCUUCUCCUUGACCACGCGUUAGAUAUUAUUCCCGCGGACAAGAUUCAAGACACGCCCAUAUUUCUCAUGGCGACCGCCGGGAUGCGACUACUCCCGCAAGGCCAACAGUCAGCGUUGACGGGCGAAAUCUGCUCCUAUCUCCGACGAAAUACCCAGUUUUCGCUACCCGACUGCGACCUGCACAUUCAAGUCAUCAAGGGCGAAACGGAAGGACUGUACGGCUGGAUCGCGUCGAACUAUCUCUUGGGCGGGUUCGACCACCCUGACAACCACCAACACGGCAAGGGCCACCACACUUAUGGGUUUCUGGAUAUGGGCGGCGCAUCGGCGCAGAUCGCUUUUGCGCCGAACGCGACUGAGGCCGAGAAGCACGCAGACGAUCUCAAGCUCCUACGGUUGCGCACUCUCGAUGGGUAUCCGGCUGAAUACAAGGUCUUCACCACGACCUGGCUAGGCUUUGGCGUCAACCAAGCGCGGGAGUCCUAUAUCAAGAACCUUGAGGACCGGUACGCGGAGACCGAAGCUGAACUGCCCGAUCCAUGUCUACCGAAAGGGUUACGAACAACUCUGCGUGGAGACUUAAUCAGCAAGCGGCAACGAGGCACACCCACCCUAAUUGGCACCGGGCAUUUCGACGAGUGCCUACAACUGACCCACCCGCUACUCGGCAAGGACAAGCCAUGCGAUGACAACCCCUGUUUGCUGAACGGCCAACAUGUUCCGGCCAUCGACUUUGAUGUGAAUCAUUUCGUCGGCGUGUCGGAGUACUGGCAUACGACGCACGGGGUUUUUGGCGGGAAGGACGACAAGGCGUACGACUUUGCGACCUAUCAACAGAGGGUUAAGGACUUCUGCGGGCAGGAUUGGAAUCAGAUCAAUGCCAAGAUCAACAGUCGGAAAAAGGAUCAGGGGAAGAUUGCCCAGGAGGCGUGCUUCAAAGCUUCCUGGCUGAUCAAUGUCCUCCAUGAAGGGAUUGGCGUUCCCCGAGUUGGACUUGAAGAACUCACGACGGCAAAUAUCUCUCAAGGCGCGCUCGAGCACGCCAAGGAGAAGGGAUUCCUCGACCCAUUUCAGCCAGUCGACAAGAUCAACGGCAUUGAAGUAAGCUGGACGCUGGGGAAGAUGGUCCUCUACGCCGCCGGGCAAGUACCGCCAGCCACCCGUGAUGACAGGCAUCCCGUAGGCUUUGGAACCAACGUCGUGGGAACCCCUCCCGACUUCCAGUUUGCCGGGUCCAGCUGGAAAUCCAUGGGCAACCAGACAAGCGACGACGACGACUGGGACCUCGACGCCGAAGACAUCCUCGACAAGGCCAAGUCCAGGCCCAUAACCGGCUUCUUUGCCUUCGUCGCCCUCCUCCUCCUCCUCCUCUACUUUUUCCGCAAGCGUGACUUGCGCAUGCGCCUCUACAGCCGCGUCAAUUCGAUUCUGCGCCGGCCCCGCAGGCCAGGGAAUAACGGGCGCAAGGGCAGCGGCGGGGCGCGCGGCCUAUCCGGGCUGGCGACCAAGAUCUUCCGGGGCGCGCGGCGGCCGUCGGGCGGCGCGACGUACGAGCGCGUCAUGGAGGAGGGCGAGGCCAGCCAGUUCGAGCUGGGCGACGUCGACUCGGACGACGCCAACGAGUACUCGGACUCGAGCGACGCGCUGUCGUCGAGCUCCAAGUCGGCGGCGUCGUCCAGGCGGUUCGGCCACUCGUCCGGGCUGGCUACCCCGCAGGUUGUCAACCAUCAUUACCACCACGGCUUGGCAUCGCCGACCGUGUCGGCGCUGGACCGCAGCGGGCUGGUCGUGCGCACCGAGAGCCGCGAGCGGCUGACGCUGCCGCCGCACCUGGCGCUGUCCGGCGUCGGCAGGAGGAGUAGGGCGGGCAGCCCGACGAGAAUGAAGAGCCCUUUGAUGUCGCCGCUGCAGGAGACAUAGGGUUGUCGGAAUGUACGGCUGGUGUGUGUGUGGAAGGAUACUGUUGCUGCUGUUGUGUGAGAGGUUAUGUUUUUAGUAUUGUUCUGCUUCUUCUGUCGGUGUGGAUUGUUUGGCGUGGUUGACUAAAACUUUUAGUAUUGUUUGUCUUCUUCUGUGCAGGGUACAGCAGGCAUAGCAGGCGGGAGUAGGAGUAUGGUUUCUUCUUCUGGGACGGCGAAGACCGGCUGUCAUUUCCGGACUCAACUUGGCGUCAUAUGGGGUUCGUUGCCGGUCGACUUGCGACGAAGGUUUUUGUAUCCGCGUCUGACGAGGUUACGGUUACUAUGAUACAUGUCUAGAGAAUACACUCCAUGACAACUCUUUUGUUUUUCUCCCUGCCCGCCAGUGCUCCCUUCCCCUCCUCCCAUCUGUAGAUGAAAUCAGCCCAAGAUAAACAUCCUGAGCUCCCUUUCCGACCCUUUCCCUCCCUUUCACCUUUCAAACCC